CGAGAAUUUCUGUUAGAAAAAUUAUCAUGAGUUAGCUCAGAAAGACGGAAAUAGAGUCGGAACUGUACGGAUCAUCAGAUCACUUGGCGAGAGAAUAAGGUGAUCACCAAAUACCGAUGCGUGUGGAUUGUGUGCUGUAAAGAAUCAAAGAUGUAACAGCAGCAAAAUCAAGUCUCCAACGCAAAACCCCAACCCAAACAGUUCUCCAUAUUGAACCAAUAUCGAAACACUGUCAAAAUGCAUCUUUUAUCCAAGUUCACGGAAGAACUAAAAGAAGAUAACUACAACAUCCGUUACGGUACGAAAAUCCAACGAACAGCCAAAGUAUUUUCCUACACGUUCUGGCGAACAGAAUGCGAAGGAGAGGUUUUUUGGAGCGUUCAAGGAAACAACAGUGAUGGAUCUACCUUUAUAACAACCCAAUACUUCGGACCAGAAGAGGAGGCCAAACGGUACCAGCAGGAGAUCAUCCUGCACCAUCCCGAAGAGAAGAAGAUUAAGAUGAUUUAUUAUGCGUCGUGUGUUAGUGGAAUGAACUGUGUGAAUAUUUCUAGUACUAUUGUGCGGCAUUUUAAAGAUAAGAACAACGUUUUGUAUUUUGAAUAUCGCUUGGUGAAGCUGAAGCGACGACCGUAUCCUUACAGAAUGUUAUGA
Psylliodes chrysocephalus is the source of this 654-nucleotide messenger RNA. The record is from the annotation of a GenBank genome assembly. Lineage: Eukaryota; Metazoa; Arthropoda; Insecta; Coleoptera; Chrysomelidae.